Messenger RNA from Etheostoma cragini (Arkansas darter), 1138 nucleotides. RefSeq names its product titin-cap (telethonin) (gene tcap). Lineage: Eukaryota; Metazoa; Chordata; Actinopteri; Perciformes; Percidae. Gene Ontology annotation, biological process: cardiac myofibril assembly; sarcomerogenesis; detection of muscle stretch. The record is from RefSeq and is a predicted model, not a curated record. The coding region runs from base 181 to 720 and encodes 179 amino acids. Gene Ontology annotation, cellular component: Z disc. The transcript has 2 exons. Gene Ontology annotation, molecular function: titin binding; structural constituent of muscle; titin Z domain binding.
GACAGACCCGAGCCCAGGCAGAGGCAGCACAAAGAGAGAGAAAGAAAGAGAGCCAGUAGAUACAGCCAGCUGGAGCAUCACUGUCCCCUUGAACAAACAGCCUCAUCACAGACACAACAGCAGACCUUAAGAGCGAUCAAUAACCCAGUCGAGGUGACAGAUUUUCCUACAGCAGAGACGAUGCCAGUCAAUACCAUCCUGGAGAAGAGUAACGGUGUGGUGGUGGGAGCUGAGCUGACCUGCAGCCUACGGGAGGAGAACAAGGCUCACAGGGAGAGCUACAGCGCUGACUGGCAUAGUGUCAGUCUCAAGACUCAGCCUCAGGACAGGCAGACAAUGAACAUGAAUGACAACUCUCGUAGGGAAACUCUUUCCCGGCAGUGGCAAGCCCGUCCGCUGAAACAAAUCUGCCCCUCUGGUGUCUUCAGAGUGGGCACUGUGGAAAGAGGGGUGAGGGAGCACCAGCUACUGCCAAAGAGAAAAACCCUCCCCUUGCCAAUCUUCACCCCCGCAGAGUUGGGUGUCAGGCUUGGACGUGGAGCCCCACACACCGAGGUGGACCUGCAUAUCUUCCCCACCCCGGACGGAGUCUGUCCUAGUAAGAGGACCGUGGACGAGAUCACAAGAGACCUCCCCCCAGUCAAGCCAACCCUCAUGGAGUUUUUCAAAGCACCCAGAGACCUGGGUCGCUCCAUGUCUCAAGAGGCCCAGAGAGGGUGAAAAACAAAAAGAGAAAGAGGGGAUGUUAGGAAGGGACAAGAUGGGUGACAAAUGGGAAGGAUUGUGCGUUGAACUAUGUGUGUCAGGAAGAGCAUGACAAGAUAUAUAGUUAUUUAUAUAUAUACAUAUAUAUAUAUAUAUACAUACAUAUAUAUCUAAUGACAGUCAUCCAAAACCGUAAAUCUUUAGCACUAUCAAGUACAGCACCAAUCGUUGUUGGCAUUUGGUGGUGAAUGGUACUAGAAAUAGCAUUGUGAUGAAGAGGCAGGGUGUGUGUUCUCAGCUGUGCCAUGGGCUGAUCCCUGCCUGUGCUGGCCAGCUGGCCUCACCAUAUCACCAAUCUCUCAGUGGAAUCACUGCCAGCCAGCUAUUCCUCAACAAUGCUACGUACAACAUUUUGAUGCCUUUAUUUUGCAUU